GGCUGAGACAGAGGAGGAGGUUCUGUGUAGCUGGAUAUUUUCCAUGUUUUCUAUCGGCCUGAUCGGAUAAACAAGCCGACUACACUUUUAACAAUGAAUCGACACCAAGUACUCACAGGUGCUUGUAAUUCUGGAGAUCAGUGCUAUUCUGUUGGAAGCGUCGAAGGGAUCCAUUUCACGGCAUAUGCUGCGGGAUGUGACAUUGUGAUAUUAGCCAGUGAUUUCCAGAGAGUUCAGAUAAUCCCAGGGGUCACUCAUGGAAAUGUUAAGGUCAACUGUAUUGAUUGUUCCACGGACACCGGCAAGAUUGCAGCCUCCUAUCAAAACAAGGUGUAUGUGUUUGAGCCGACCCCUCUCCUUCACCAUGAGAGCACCCAUAUGACUGAUUUUGAUGAUGAUCAUGAGAAGUUGGACUACCAGUGGUACCAGACAGCCAUGUUUGAGACAAGCUGUUUUAUCAACUGUAUCACCUGGAACAUGGAGGGGUCGAAGCUUUUGACAGCAGGGGACACCAUGCAGAUCUGGCUGUAUACCCAGGACAGCAGUCCGGGACGUCACCCUGUCCAGUUCUCUAUGGGAGAUGAGGAUACUCAGGACUUUGGCUCCACCGGUCAGACAAACCCCCCUGACAACACCCAUGUAAAUCCAGAGAUCCAGGAGGAGAGCACAUGGGACUGUAUCUGGAGUCAGAGGCCAGCAACCCCAAUCUAUCACAUCAAGUUUUCACCAGACGGACUGUUGUUUGCUUCCGCAGGAAAAGCUGAUCGUCUUGUGAAAAUUUGGCAUGAGGACAGAAAAUUACAAUUGCCUCUGAUGCGCGCUGACAGCAUCGUUAGUCCCAAGAAGGAAGUUCACCACUAUUCCUUUGUCUACAUCGCUCAUCCCCGCGCUGUGACGGGCUUCUCCUGGAGGAAAACAAGCAAAUACAUGCCAAGGGGUUCCGUUGCCAACAUGCUUGUAACGUCCUGUGCAGACAAUGUGUGUCGGUUAUGGUGCGAAACCAUCCUACCUGAUGAUGGACUCGUUGACCUUGAGACUUUUGACCCUGCCACGACCUCUGAUAGAAAGUUUCAUACUCACCGACAUAAAAAACGGUUCAUGCAGCGUCUUAAGACUAUCAGACUUCACACGCACUUCUUUGAAAGCAAUCCAGACACAACCCAAAAUUCUCAGUCAGACUCCCCGGACAACGACCUUGACGAGACGAGCCCUGAGGAAGAAAGACAUGCCAUUCACAAGCGGAGAAAACAUCACAAGUUAGGACCAGAUACACUGAUGAGUAUGGCCAACCUGUCGAGUAUUAACAGCGCUGCCAGUAUACACGAUUUCCACAAGUUUGCUCUCCACAACAAUGGCGUUGCACCACCACUACACUUCCAUUUAGCCGCCAGCAUCAAUCCCGAAACAGACAUCCCCCUCCUGCCAGUAGUGGGUACAAAGGGUGAAACCAAACACAACUUUCAGCUUCACUGGCUCAAUAACAAGGAGCUACAGUUUACCAUGGAGGCCGAGGUGAUCCUUCAGGAUCUGCACAAGUCUAGUCUUACCCAUCACCACCACCAUCAUCACGAACACGACAUCGGGUCCGACAGCGAUGGCUUCCCUGAACACCAAUCACAUACAACACACAAUGGAGAGGAGCACGAAUCAGAAGGUCAUCCAAAAAAGAAGAAGUCAAGUCUAUUCAAGAAGAAGCACAAGGGUCAUCGGAGUCCAAAAGAAAACCAGGAACUUGGGAGUCAGUCCAGCAUCGCCUCUGAUCAGGGGGACCAUGUAUCGGAGGGCAAUUCCAGUGGGGGCAUGUCACCCGAAGUUCCUGGUUCAAUGAUUGAUGCUUUGGACAGAAAGAUAGAAGCCCUGCUCAAAGACUGGCAUCAGAGUGCAGAUAUGUUGUUCAGUAUACACCCAGUGGACGGUAGCUUCCUGGUGUGGCUUGUUGAUUGGAUGGAUGAGUAUAACCCAUACUGUUUCCGUCAGGCCCAGGUCAGCUUUUCGUCACGCCUUCCAAAUGCAUUCCCGGUGCCAGACGCUCGGACGAUGGCAAGCAACAUGCUUAUGUAUUGUAACUACAGUAAAAUGGACAUAAAAUCAGCCAUGCGCAUCAGUGAAAACCGGUUUUCUCCUAGUAACCCUACAGCGCCCACAAAAAUACAGACGCAACCAGCUCCUGCCACUGGUAAAUGCUUCCCUGGACAGAACGAUAACAUGCUUAUUCCUAAUGUUUUACUUAUCUCCAAACACUUCAACGGUUCCUUAAAUCAGUGGCAGAUUAGUUUUGCGGACAGUUCUAAAUUUUCAACAGUGGUCAGUGUUGCCCAUGCCUCUAGAGCAUGCGGACAUCGAUUUAGGACGAAUUCUGCUGCAUGUCACCCGGUGUUACCCUUGUUACUGACAACCUCUCAUCACAACGUCCCAAAACCUUUGACGCCAUGCAAUGAGGAUAACCAUAGAAACGGCAUCCAAGGUGACAACCACGAGGAAGAACAUGGAGGAUUACAAGGUCAGGAAAGCCUUGUAGGGGGUGUGGAGUUCUGUAGCGAGCUGAUUCUGUGGAGGGUAGAUCCCGUGGGUCCACUAUCUAAGUCGGGUGGUAUCAUAGAGUUGGCUCGUAUCAACUCACCUCAGCUGUCCGCCUUCGACAACGUUGCCUGGGUGCCUACACUACUUCCAAGUUCUACCCUAGGAUCCUACAGUAACUCUCCAAGUGCCCUGUUUGUGGCCUCGGAUGGGAACAGUUUGAAGAUGUACCAGGCGGUUAUUGACGCCCGCACUCUACUUCUGGAGAUGGGAGGUCAGAGAAAAGAUAAGGGGAUGAGUUUUUCUAGUAAUACCAGCUCUGGAUAUAGUCAAGAGACACCCCACACUGCUAGUGAGCUGUUCAACAUUGUCAGUCUGCAGUCUUCCGCCCGCCCUGGCUGUAUCAUAGAAAUGGAAGCCAUUGCUGAUGCCAAACAGGAUUGGCAGCAGACUCAACUGCUCCAUGUCUUCCAAGAACAGUUGGUGACUGGACGUCCCAAUAACAAUGCUAAGGGAAUGGAGGCCAUCGUGGACCUCCGAGAAUCAGGAUCCUUCUCGGAAAACUUUUAUCUGGUAGUAUUGGAAAGAAAUAAAGAUAAGGGGUCGACGGUCCACAUGUGGAAGAUCAAUAUCGCCUCACAGACUGGUCUCCAUGAUGGUAACCAGAGUCGACACUAUGUCCCGGACAAUAACAUUAUACAUGACGAUGGGUCAGAUGCUGACUCCUAUAUAGGAUCACCGGUCAACGGUCCAGCCAAACCAACAGCAAUGGUCCGACUCACCUUCUCCACAACAAAGAUAUGUUCACAACCUCUACCCUUGCCUGAUGGUGUCAGUGUUGUCAGUGCAUCUGUAUCAGCCGGUCAUCUUAGCUCUGCCUCCAUCUACCCAGCAUGCCUUGCUCCAUAUCUAUUGGCAACUGCAUGUUCUGAUGGUAAGACUCGUUUCUGGCGAUGUGACCUGAAAGCUGUGUGUGCUCUGAACCAUUGUGAAAUGACGUGUAGCACUACAAGUUAUGAAAUGGCUGUUGAGGAAGACGACGGUGUACGUCGACCGACCAUCUCCACGGUAACACGUAGUGAUGUCAUGGACACCACAUUUUCAUGGGCAGAAUGGCACAUGAUGGGACAAUCGGAGCCAAGCUUAUUACAUGUCAGAGGUCAGCCCAUCUCUGUGAGCUGUGCAUACAGUGGUCGGGUGGCAGUGGCUUAUCGUCUUGGCGGUGUGCGGUCAGCCCCAGACAACGAUAAUAAAUAUGUCAACCUUUAUGUGGCUGUUUACGAGUGUGAAUCUACAGGAGGCUCUGAAUGGACACUGGAGGAUACAAUUGAAUUAAAAAACAUCAGUAUACCAGACCCUAAGGCAGAAAUAGAUCUCAACUUUAUUUUUACUCCGGAUAACCACUCAUCAAAAUCAUCACACUAUGAUGAUGAUAGUCCCGGGACGCUGUCUCCGUCCUCCUCACUUGUCAAUAUUAACCGAACAAAGUCCGUACCCAGCCUCAGUACCAUCUUCACAGUGAGGAAGUGUAUAGCUGAACAUGGCAACAAGACAGGAAUGCUACAACAGAAACAUUUGGUCCAGCUUGACUGGGUGUCAACGGAGGAUGGAAAUCAUAUUCUAACGGUCGGGGUCGGGUCCCGUAUACUCAUGUACUCUCAAGUAUCAAAUGACAUUGUGCAAUCCUCCAAACGGAGUCAGACAGUAGACAAAAAGAGCACCCAAUCCUUCGGUCAGUCCAUAAAGGAUGUUAGUCACAGACGAAGUGUGUUCCAGAAGUCAAAGUCAAUGGUGGUGGAUGAUCAUCAGGAGGAGAUUAAAUGGAUGAAACUACGCUCAAUAGAUCUGUCUACAGCUGAUGGAUUACCUCCCUUGCCGAUGCACCUGUCGUGGGUACGAGGUGGGAUCCUGGUUGUUGGCAUGGACAAUGAAAUGCAUGUGUACAGCCAGUGGCGGGGGGCUGGUACAAAUGACGUCCUUCCAGUGGAAGAAAAUGACAACAGGAGUUUUGAGGAUGCUGGCCUUUCAAUGAACAUAUCAAGUCUUAAGCCUCAGCAACAUUUUAAACCUUCAUAUUCCAUGCCAAGUUUCAAACACUUAAACACCUUGAGUUUAAAGAAGGAGAAAUUGCAAGGCUCUGAGUCUAACCUGUUGAGGUUUAGUUUGUCAAAGGACAAGAGUGAGAGUUCCACCAGCUUGUCAGCUAUUCAUGAGUUUGGACUAUUUGAGGCGGCACGACAGGCAAAUCCUGUUCUCCCACAAUAUCACCCUAAAAAACUGAUGGAGCUGCUGAAUUUCGGCAAAAUACGGAGGGUAAAGGCUAUACUGGCCCACCUGGUACGGUAUGUUGCUGGCGGGGACAUACACCAGGUAGAGGAUAUGGAGGGAUACGAAAAGGAUGAUGGGAAAUGGAAUCAGAAUCGCCCCCGUGGAAUCUCGGUCAGUGGGGCAAGUCCCUGUGAAAUGCCGCGUCAUCAGGAUGACAUAAAGCUUGAUUACAAGGAAAUCAGCUCCAUACCACCUUUACCUAUGUAUGCUCUUUUAGCUGCUGAUGAGGAUAACACUGUGGCUAAGGCUGACACAAUGACCUCUGGGGGUCAGGUUACCACGGUGAUGGAGCAGGAUUAUGGUGACCUGUUUGACAGUAGUCCUAAUCUUGAAGAUGAACUUGACACAACAAUUGGAGCAUCGUCUGUGGAUAGUCGUACCUCACGGACGAGAUUACAGUCCACUGUGACGUCAUCACGCCAGAACCCGUACUACUUUGGUCCCGAGUACUCUCUAGCACUGACUAGUCACCUGACCCAUACACAGUUACCUGGACUGUCCAGCCUUGACCAGAUGUAUCUGCUAGCAGUGGCAGACACUGUUGCCAACACCAAAAUGGAUUUUGCUGACCGGAUGGAGACAGACAAACCAGACUCCAGUAUGAAUGAGAACUUGAAGCAGGGAAAUGCUGCAGAGUCUAUGGAUGACUGUGGUCUGAGAUUUAUUCUUGCUAUGCGGCAUCACACCUACCUUCUACGUACUCUACCACCUAGACAGAGGAUAGCUCUACAGCAACAGGGGCUCAAGUCCUUUAACCUGGUCUGGGGUUUCCACUCAGAGGCCACCGAGGAACUGCUGUCUUACAUCCCGAGUGUACAGCAUGAUGAUCCGACGUGGGAGGAGUUGAAACAGUUUGGUGCAGGCUGGUGGAUCAACAAUAUCAAUAUACUCCGGCGUCGCAUAGAAAAGGUUGCCAAAGCUGCUUUCCAGCGGAGAAAGGACCCGAUGGAUUCAGCAAUUUUCUACCUUGCCAUGAAGAAGAAAAACGUUCUUUGGGGUCUAUACAGGUCUAUAGACGAUAAGAAAAUGAUGCAGUUUUUCCGAAACGACUUUAGUCAGGACAGGUGGCGUAAAGCAGCAUUGAAGAAUGCAUUUGCACUACUUGGGCGUCAGAGAUUCACACAUGCAGCCGCCUUCUUCCUGUUGGCUGGUGCGCUGAACGAUGCUGUUGAGGUGUGUCUGGAUAAGCUCAAUGACGUCCAGCUAGCACUUGUCAUCUGUCGUUUGAAUGAUGGCGAGGACAUGAUGCCAGACAGUGUCAAAAAGAUUCUCUACAUGAGCAUUCUAGGUUGUGAUGAAAAGGGUGAAAACUAUGAUAGCUGUAAAGCUCACCCUGACCCUUUCCUGCGAAGUAUGUCACUGUGGUCCCUCAAAGAUUACCGUGGCUCACUGAACACGCUGCUUCACUCCAGUGACAGUCAUCAUCACAAGGUGGUGGAUAGUGUUGAGCUUGAGGGGCACAAUGCCAUGCCCAGUGUGUUUAACUUCUAUAACUUCUUACGUACUCACCCCCUACUACUCAGGCUGCGAAUAGCUGCUACAGGUCAGACAAAGAAAAAUAAAAAAAUAAUUCCAGGAUUUACGAGACAACAGACAGUUGUGUUGGAUGAUAGUUCUGUGUUUGUUGACAAAGUGACGCCCAUGGAAAGAAAACUGUUCUUCACGACAGCUCACUCUCAUUACAUGAAUGGGUGUCCAUUACUAGCCCUGGAAGUCCUGUCAAAACUACCUCCUGUCAUUGAAGACAAGAAAGCUCUGGAUGUGGACUUCGAAAGCGAGACCUCGUCCAAGGAUGACUGUAUAAAUACCGGUACACUGGAUGACGAGGCUGCUGUAACAGAUUGGAGUAAGCCUGCUGUCAGUGGGUUUCAGGAAACAUCCAAUGGCUUUGAUUGGAGCACUCCUGUGGCAUCUGCUAAGGAAACAUCAGACUUGGAUUGGGGCGCAUCAAUUGAUAAGUUUGGUGCAGAUGACGACCUCCCAAAUUUCAAUAUUUCCUCGGAAGAAGAUGCAGAUGAAGAUGAUGAUGAGAUGAAUGGUGUUAGAUCUGCAAGCCAGCCUAAAGGAAAGUUAGAAAAGUUACCUACAAUUGUCGUAGAGGAACCCAGCCCACCUGUCCAGAGUAGUGAAGAUAUGUCUCCAGAGAAACCACCUGACAAGGUCAAGGACAAAGGUCACCAGGUGGACAUCUUUGCACAGCAGUACAAGUUCAUUGCAUGUCUCAAGGUGCUGAUGGAGGAGAUGCAGACCCUGGCCACAGGGUUUGAAGUAGAUGGUGGUCAGUUACGCUUCCAGCUCUAUAUUUGGCUGGAGCGGGAGGUGGAGGUGCUCCAGUACCUCUGUAACUACGGCGGUACAGAUCAAGAAGGUCAGGAAGACCUACAUGCGAACACAGAUGCCCUGAAUGGCUAUGAUGACGAGACGUUACUGGAUGUUCACACCAGCUUUACACGAUCAAUGUCCCAGAGGUCGGAUUCCUCCUACAAGCCAACACUACAUGAGGUCAUUUUGGCUGAAAAAAUGGACUUUGAGGCAAAACUUGAGAGGAUGGCUCGUCGUAAACAGUGGCUAAGGGCCAACCAACAACUGCUUCGUACUCUGGCCAGUUACUGUGUGCUGCAGGGUGCUGGGGGAGGAGGGCUAGCCUCUGUGGAGAUGGAGCUGCUGCUUCUCUUACAGGAGUUGCAACAGGACAAGCCUCAGCAGCAGCUGUUGUCUCCUCUGCCAUUUCCCACCACGCUGCCCCUCCUGUCUGCCAGUAUUGCCAGCUCCAAGACCGUCGUAGCAGAUCCCAUCCAGCACAUCCAAUGUAUGACUCAGGACCUUCUACAUUCCAUUGUGGAGCUGACUACUCCUCCGGGCCUCGGUAUCAACAUGAACACUGUGCUUGUGAUGCAGAACCUAAGUGUAGCACUGUCUUCCUGUUUAUACCAGUGUCUAUGUGACUGUGACAGCUUUGUCGUGUCACUAAAUGAGACCCAAGGAACGUCUAUGGACGGGUUCAUGGCGCACAACUUCAACAGCAGUCAGGCGGGACAUCUAAUGGCAGGGGUGCAACGUUAUCGCCGCAGGUCAAGCAUAGGAGACAAUCUGAUCAACACGCCACCAUCAAAGUGGCCAGGAGUUACCUCCCUUAGGGUAUUGCUUGCUCGGGAGAAAGACAACGCUGCACCAAAGCUGAACAUCUUAUGCUGUGAGAGUCUGAUUGCUGUUUAUGUGAGUCUGUUGGUGAAUGCCAUGGCCAUGUAUGACUGCAACAUGCUCUACCGACUCGUGUCACAUCGUUUUGAACAUCAAAUGUGGGGUGCAUUGUUUGGAGGUGGAGUCAAGACUGCACUGAAGGUUGCUAACAAUCCCCAUCCUGUGUCCAUGAGACCUGGUGAUGACCUGUCCAAAACCAGGAUAAAGCUGAACAUGAAGGUCGGGGCAGGACCGGGAACAAAGGAGAAGACGACCUUCAGGGAGACUUUUGUACCCCCAGAACUCAGCAUGAUAUCCUUCUUCAUGACCAAGCCAUUCAAUACCUCAUCUGAGAAAGAAUUCCACUACGAUUCCGAGGAGUCGUUAUCCGAUGAAGACGAACCAUUUGAUGACGAUGAAGAGGAUUAUCUUAGACCAAAAACCUUGCCACUGGCGUCCACUCAACAGUCUACUGACCCAACGUCCUAUUCCUGGGCCCUGAUCCGCUUCUGUGUCAUCAAGGUCAUCCUUCACAACCUACAAGUCUUCCUGCCACAGAUUGGGAUAGAGCUUCAAGAGCUGCCAAUCUGCUCGACACUGAUGCACAUGGUAAUGAAGACUCUAGAACAGUGGAUGGAGGUCCUGCAGAGAAAACUGGAGCUGUUUGCUGGACCGCCGGAGGAUUUUAUCGCCGGUCUACAGUUGGAUGUGGUAACAGGUGUCCCACAGUCCAAGUACCAAGUGUUGUUACAGCCUCAGAACUCACCCUUCACGGACGGCCAUGUCUGUCUGCCAAUCAAAAGACUGUGGUUCCACUUACUGAAACAAGCCCAUCUGAAGGACGUCUUCAUCCGAUACAUCUACAGGAAGAAAAAGAUCCCACAGAUGGAUGAAUCGACGAGUCAGUCGGAUUUGCCAGACGGAAGUGUGAAGAUACGUGACCCGAUGAAGAUCAUCCACAAGGAACAGGAUAUAAUCACUGCUUUUGCUCUAAAUCAGGAUAAUGUGAAGGUUGACUAUUUGGAGGCCAAUUCCAGCUUCUUGGUGCUGUCCACACAAAAGGAUGUCAUAGAACUGGACAUUGGUCAUCUGUUGGCCCCACCUUCCUGGCUGGAGGAUGAAAACGAGAUGGACAUAGAGUAUAUCAGAAACCCCAACCCUUCGGAGGGGAGCAGUACGGACUUCUUUGUGGUACAAGCCCCGUCCGACAGUCAACAGAGUGGACUGACUUCAGGAAUGUCUAGUCCGCAAACAGGGGCGUCCACCCCCACACACCCUGGAUCUGGGGUCUUCUCACAGACUGGCAGGGGCACUAAUGUGGGUAAGGGUAUCCACAUCCCUGGCAUCACAAACCCACAGUUUUCUCAGCACGUUUUGGACCGGAGUCGGCGUCUUCUCAGAUCGUUGCUGCGCCGACCUGUGUCUGGAGUUAGGCGAAUAGGAUCCCAUCCUAACCUUCCACAUUACCUGACAGGAGGAUCGGAUGGCAGCGUCAGACUCUAUGAGUGGGGGCAUGUCCAGCCACUGGCCAUGCUUAGACAACCAGGAGUGUUUCCUAAAGUCACCAAAGUCCAGUUUAGUUCCCAAGGAAACAAGUGCUGUGUCAGCGAUACGGAGGGGGACAUCUGUCUGUGGCAGGUCGGACUCGGCAGUAACUUCAACAAACCCAUCAUGAAACUCAGAUGUCAUAACAAGACGACCAGUGACUUUGCAUUUGUGGGGUCCUCUAGUCUGAUAGCCACAGCCGGUCACUCCUCAGAAAGCCGCAAUGUAUGCCUGUGGGACACCUUACUCCCCCAGCGGAGUGCCUGUGUGCAUGCGUUUACCUGUCAUGAACAUGGCUGUCCUGCGAUAGUGUACGCCCCUCACCACCAGCUCCUGAUCAGCGGGGGACGCAAGGGCGAAAUCUGUAUAUUUGACAUCCGACAGAGACAGAUACGUCACACAUUCCAGGCCCACGAUUCUGCUAUCCGCUGUCUGGCUAUCGACCCGGAGGAGGAGUACUUUGUGACAGGGUCUUCAGAGGGAGACAUCAAGGUAUGGGGCCUGGACGUUCACCAGAUGGUCGUAGGCUUCCCUGGAGAACACAGCAAGAGCACAUUCUUCAGAAACAUGGGGGCGGCGUCAGGUGUCACACAAGUUUCCAUUGGAUCUACGCAUCACAUGUUCUCAUGUGGAGUUGACGGGUCAAUGAAGUUUCGGGCCUUACCGGAGCGUGACACGAUUGUGAGAUAUUGGUCUGCUACCUAGUCAAACAAUGCUCUUGUGACCUCUAUGGUACGAAUUGACCUGUCUCCAUGGAGAUUGACGUUGCCAUGGAGAUGCUGGAUUAGUCUGCCACAUCACUAUGUGACUAAAAAUGGAUCAGGAAAUGGAUUUUGUUUUGCCAAGAAAGAAGUUGUCAUGCUUCCACAUUGCACGUUUAUUUUGAAUUUUGAUAUGUUACAAGGGUACAAUUGUUUUAUACUGUUGAAUUUUCUCAUAAAAGUGAUUCUUUGUUUUGUUUUGAAUUUGUUUUGAAUUGGCUGAUACUUGAGUAAUAUCUGGUACAGAUUUUGUUUUGUUAUUUAAGAGAUUUGGAUGGACACAUUAAUCAGCAUUGAGGAAAUAAUAACAGCUAAUACUGACAACAGGUUAACAGUUUGUUUUGCUUAAAUUAUUGUAAGCAACAGUUUACUCUUACCCAAUAAGUCACAGAAAAUUGAAGAGAACCCUCACCAAACUGUUGAAAACGUGUAGCUGGAAGGAAAUCAUUAGGAACUGAGAGUUACGAUGGAACUGUAGAGAAACCACAUAUAACUAGAGGGAAACCUGAGGGAACUUUCAGAAACCACCCACCUUUCAUGAAACCAUACAAUUGUAAAGUGUAACUGCAUAAGUGGAGGGAAACAGUAUGAAAGUGGAUGGUAACCACCGAGAACUGUAUAGAAACUGAUUUUAUGUAUAGGGAAACUAGUUGUAACUAAGGGGAACUAGAGGAAAACACACAGAUAGCUGGAGGGAAACUAGUUGUAACUAAGGGGAACUAGAGGAAAACACACAGAUAUCUGGAGGGAAACUAGUGGUAACUAAGGGCAACUAGAGGAAAACACACAGAUAGCUGGAGGGAAACUAGUGGUAACUAAGGGCAACUAGAGGAAAUCACAAAGAUAGCUGGAGGGAAACUAGUGGUAACUAAGGGGAACUAGAGGAAACCACAUAGAUAGCUGGAGGGAAACUAGAGGUAACCAAGGGGAACUAGAGGAAACCAAACAUAUAGCUGGAGGGAAACAAUAGGUAACCAAGGAGAACUAGAGGAAACCACACAGACAUCCGGAGGGAAACUAGAGGUAACCAAGGGGAACUAGAGGAAACCA
Molecule: messenger RNA, 11381 nt
Organism: Mizuhopecten yessoensis (Yesso scallop)
Lineage: Eukaryota; Metazoa; Mollusca; Bivalvia; Pectinida; Pectinidae
Product: dmX-like protein 2
Exons: 51
Coding region: 94-10275 (3393 amino acids)
Biological process (GO): vacuolar acidification
Cellular component (GO): RAVE complex
Molecular function (GO): protein binding
Source: RefSeq, a predicted model, not a curated record